Messenger RNA from Dromiciops gliroides (monito del monte), 717 nucleotides. Its product is annotated as mitochondrial uncoupling protein 2-like. NCBI's taxonomy places the organism in Eukaryota, Metazoa, Chordata, Mammalia, Microbiotheria, Microbiotheriidae. Gene Ontology annotation, biological process: mitochondrial transmembrane transport; response to cold; mitochondrial transport. Gene Ontology annotation, cellular component: mitochondrial membrane. The record is from RefSeq and is a predicted model, not a curated record. Gene Ontology annotation, molecular function: oxidative phosphorylation uncoupler activity.
AUGGUUGGAUUUAAGCCUACAGAUGUGCCCCCAACAGCCACCAUCAAGUUCAUUGGGGCUGGCACUGCUGCCUGCAUCGCUGACCUCAUCACCUUCCCCCUGGACACAGCCAAAGUCCAGCUGCAGAUACAAGGGGGGGGGGGGGCUUCCUCUGCCACUGCCCAGUAUCGGGGUGUCUUGGGCGCCAUUCUGACCAUGGUGAACACUGAGGGCCCUGGCAGCCUGUACAAUGGGCUGGUGGCUGGCUUGCAGUGCCAGAUGAGUUUUGCCUCUGUCCACAUUGGCCUCUAUGACUCUGUUAAGCAGUUCUACACCAAGGGAUCUGAGCGAACUUCACCCACUGUUGUCUGCAAUGCUAUUGUCAACUGUGCUGAGCUGGUGACAUACAAUCUCAUCAAAGAUGCCCUCCUGAAGGCCCACUUCAUGCUUCCAUGCCAUUUCACAUCAGCCUUUGGGGCUGGCUUCUGCACCACGAUCAUUGCCUCCCCUGUGGAUGUGGUCAAGACAAGAUACAUGAACUCUGCCUCGGGCCAGUAUGCUAGUGCUGGCCACUGUGCCCUCACCAUGCUCUGGAAGGAUCGACCCCAAGCCUUCUACAAAGGGUUCAUGGCUUCCUUCCUCCACUUGGGAUCCUGGAAUGUAGUGAUGUUUGUCACCUACAAGCAACUGAAAUGGGCCCUGAUGGCCACUCGCACUUCCCGGGAAGCUCCUUUCUGA